AGUUCCCUAUUUGUACCAGGCUGAAGGAAACACUUUUCUCUGCUGCACUAAAAGCUCCACUGAAGGAGUUGGCUCGACAAAUAUCUGUAGAUGUUUUUUGGACAUGCGCAGAAGCGAGAUGCCAUAUUGGAACGGGGGCAGCAGCAGCAGCUGAAAGACGUCGCUCGGGCUCACGCGAACGAGGAGAAGAGAGAGAGAGGGAGAGAGAGCGCGAGGGAGAGAGAGAAAAACAGAGGGGGUCUCGUGAAGGAGAGGAGACCGAAAACUUGGACAGGGCUGUGGAGGAAAGUGAAAGAUGCAGUGAAGGAGAGCUGACUCACCUGAGGUCAAAGGUUAACGCUGAGCUGGACGUGGAGGCGCAGGAUGCAGACUCAGAGUCAGGAUCAGCCGCUGGCCUUCACCGCCAUGAAGCCUCACUACUCGACCAACGGGAAGGAAGAGGAGGUGAACACAGACGCAGGUUCAAUGGAAGAGGAGGCGGAGUUUAACUGGGAGGAGUACAUGGAGGAGACGGGGGCCGCCGCCGCCCCUCACACCACCUUCAAACACGUGGAGAUCAGUCUUCAGAGCAGCUUCCAGCCCGGUAUGAAGCUGGAGGUGGCCAAUAAAAACAGCCCGGACACGUACUGGGUGGCGACCAUCAUCACCACGUGCGGGCAGCUGCUGCUGCUGCGCUUCAGUGGAUACGGGGACGACCGCAAGGCCGACUUCUGGUGUGAUGUCAUGACCGCCGAGCUGCACCCGGUGGGCUGGUGCACGCAGAAUAACAAGACCCUCAUGCCCCCUGAAGAUAACAUUUACCUAAGAAAAGCCAUCAAAGAGAAAUACAACGACUGGACGGAGUUCCUGGUUCAGGAUCUGACCGGCUCCAGGACAGCGCCUGCUAACCUGCUGGAGGGGCCUCUGCGGGGUAAAAACACAGUGGAUCUGAUCCUGGAGGGCUCGGUCUUGGAGCUCCAGGACCUCUCAGACCCGUUCCUCUACUGGCCCGUCAGAGUCCUUCAGAACGUCGGAGGGAGGCUCCGCGUUCGCUACGCUGGCCUCUCUGAGGAGAACCAGUCACAGGACGCCUGGCUGUUCUACCUGGACGUGAGGCUCCGCCCCCUAGGCUGGGCUGAGGAGAACCGUCUGAAACUAGACCCGCCCACAGGCCUCCGCCCUCUGAAGAGCGCCCCCGACUGGCAGCGAGCUCUGGAGGACGCUCAACUGGACGGACAGAAAAACCCGCUGCCACUGGAGGUGUUCAAGGACCACGAAGACCUGCCCAAACACUCCUUCAAGGCGGGGAUGAAGCUGGAGAUGGUUUCUCCGUGGGAGCAGCUCCAGAUCUGCCCCGUUUCUGUCACCAAGGUGUACGAUGAGAUCUACUUCCAGGUGUCUCUGGAUGAUCUCUCUGAGGACGUGAAGCCUCGCUCUGUGGUGUGUCACUCGGACUCACCUAGCAUCCUGCCGGUCCAGUGGUGUCUGAAGAACGGCGUGAGUCUGGAGCGGCCCCGCGGCUUCGAUGGCCAGGACUUCGACUGGGCAGACUACCUGAAGCAGGGCGGGACCGAAGCGGCUCCUGACGCCUGCUUCCCUGAGACAUGGCAGAACAGAGACUUUGCCAAGGACAUGUGGCUUGAGGCGGUGAACCCUCACAGGCCAGCGGAGGUGUGUGUGGCUCAGAUCACACAGGUCAGAGGACGCCUGCUGUGGCUCCGACUGGAAGGUGUGGCCAAGCCGCUGUCAGAGUGCAUCGUAGACGUCGAGUCCAUGGACAUCUUCCCUGUCGGCUGGUGCGAGGCAAACGCUUACCCUCUGACCCCUCCACUCAAACCUGUCUGCCAGAAGCAGAAGAAGAUAGCGGUGGUGCAGCCAGAGAAACAGUUGGCUCCGACCCAGCCGGUGGAGACGGCUCCUGUCAGCCUCUGCCAGCCUGUCACCGUGGAUCCAGGCUCAGCGAACGGCAGAUACUGCUGCUCCAAGAUCUUUGUGAACCACCGCUGUUUCUCAGGACCCUACCUCAACAAAGGACGCAUCGCUGAGCUGCCGCAGGCCGUCGGCCCCGGAAAAUGCACGCUGGUCCUCAAAGAGCUGCUGAGCAUGCUGAUCAACGCCGCCUACAAGCCCGGACGAGUCCUGAAGGAGCUGCAGGAGCUGGAGGAUCAGAGCUGGGACUGCCAGGAGGAGACCCUGAAAGCCAAAUACAAAGGGAAAACUUAUCGCUCCACCAUCCGGAUCGUCCGCCUCGCAGACCAGAUCCCAGACUUCUGCCGUAAGGUGUGUCUGAAGCUGCAGUGCUGCUCGAACCUCUUCAGCCCCGUCCUCGUCACCGACAAGUGCCCGGAGAACUGCUCCAUCCAGACCAAAACCAAAUACACUUAUUACUACGGGAAGAAGAGGAAGCUGUCCAAGCCGGCGGGAGGGGAGGAGGUGACGGAGGGGGAGCUGGCCAAGCCGACGCGCCGCAGGAAGAAGAGGAAAGCCAUCUUUGUGCAGAAGAAGAGACGAUCGUCCGCUGUGGACUACACUCCUGCUGGCUCACCACAGGACAGCGAUGAAGGAGAGGAGGACGAAGAGAUGGCGAUGCAGUCGGGUAGUGAAGGUACCAGUUCGGAGCCUCGUGAGGACCAUACGGACGCCUCCUCCGUGGAGGUGACCAGCAGCCGUCCUCGCCGAGCCGCCACACUCCGCAGGGCGUUCAGCGCCGGGAACACGAGCAGCCAGGAAGCUCCCGAGAUCCGCAGGAGGUCGACUCGCUCGCUGUCCACCUACAACCAGAACAGCAAAUAUCAGCCGGCUAAAGGACAAGACAUGCAGGUGGAGGAGGAGGAGGGUCAGCUGGUUUUAGACAGAAACCCUUUGGAGUGGAGCGUAGACGAAGUCGUUCAAUUCAUCAACUCUACUGACUGUGCGUCACUGGCCAACAUCUUCCAGGAACAGGAUAUUGACGGUCAGGCUCUCCUGCUCCUGACUCUGCCCACAGUCCAGGAGUGUAUGGACCUGAAGCUCGGCCCCGCCAUCAAGCUGUGUCACCAGAUAGAGCGAGUGAAGGUGGCCUUUUACAAACAGUACGCCAACUGAUGAAGAGGCGGCACUAAAAACAAAACACCUGCUGAAAAAUGAAAUGUGGACGACCGGGAGCGUCUGGAUGAUGAGGAGGAACAUUUUGGAAGUUUCAUCAAUGUUGAGUUUUUGUAAGAAGACGAUUAUUUUCGGAGCGGUCGCUUUGGAAAGACACAAACUGAGUUUGAAGAGAAGCUGAAGGAUUAAUUUCUGGAUUAUCGUUGGAGUAAAAAAUGUGAUGCAGUAUCCAUUCAAACAGAUCCAGACUGAACAAAACACAUGGGAGUGGAUCUGUGUGCUGAAUAUCUGUGAAGAAGUUAUUUUGAGAAGCUGUGGACUCGUUCUGAAGACUUUGUGUUCAUUUCUUGCUUUUAUUUACAUUUCGUUUGUGAUAGAGGAGAUUAUAGCAUUUAAGUUUAAAUAAUUAGCGAUAUGAAGAGUUUCCCUUUUUGUGUGUGAUAUAUAAUUGGUCCCAAAAAAAGUAUAUUCAAGAAUUAUUUAACAAACCAAGAAUUAAUAUAUUUGGAGUAUUUAUUGUUAUCCUAAUUUAUGAGGAGGAUUUAUUUGGAUGGAGAGGAAAGAAUUGAAGAAACAAACUCCUUUAAGAAAGUUUUUCUCAAACAGAAUCCAGGAUAUGAAUUUAUUAAGAUUUACAUUUCAGUUAGUCUUUGCAGAGGAAUAAAACCUGUCCCCCUUUGUUAAAUAACCCUGAUAGAAGUUCUUUAAACCUGAUGAUGCUCACUCCUCAAUGUUACAAUGUCAUGGAACAAUCAUGUAAGCUUUUUCGUCAAUCUAUGCAAAUGUGUGGCAGAUAUUUUUAUAAGUAAGAAAAUAAAUUUCUAUUGAUUUGUA
Molecule: messenger RNA, 3897 nt
Organism: Notolabrus celidotus (New Zealand spotty)
Lineage: Eukaryota; Metazoa; Chordata; Actinopteri; Labriformes; Labridae
Gene: sfmbt2
Product: Scm like with four mbt domains 2
Exons: 21
Coding region: 364-3063 (899 amino acids)
Biological process (GO): regulation of DNA-templated transcription
Cellular component (GO): nucleus
Molecular function (GO): histone binding; transcription corepressor activity
Source: RefSeq, a predicted model, not a curated record